AUGCCGAAAGCGCUGAUCACUCCUUUACAGCAGCCUACUUCCUUCGAAUCGCUUUCGUCGUUUGACAUGAUGAGCUCGAGCCAGGAUACUUCCAACUUUGUUAAGUACCAUAAGGCGCUUAAGCUUUAUUUGGGUAUUUCCCAGGAUCAUCUAACUCCGAUUACCUCUUCGCGUGUCGCCAAGGCCAGGGAGAAGUUGGGACGUUUGACUGAGAUUCAAUUCUACGAUCUCAGCACUGACGUAUAUGAUGAACUGCAGAGACGAAUUAAUGAGACCAAUGAGAAACCAAAGCAUCUUCCUCCUCAAUCUACCUACCAUCCUAAGAGGAAUCAGGCUAGACAAAAGCUAUCCGCGUUACCUUCUCAAAGGUUCAAGGAUUUGGUUAACGAUGUGCUUUAUGAGGUCGAUAAGAGAAACCUGACGAGUAACCCGUCUCUGUAUCAGCAGCAGUCACAGCAGCAUAGUGAUAACUUGUAUGGCCAGAAACGACAUUCUCCAAACCUAAAUCAAUAUACACCUUCAUACCAACAGAAGUCUGUUCUAGAGCCAGAACACCGUCAAACGCAAGAAGAGCAACAACAGCAGCAACAACAGCAGCAGCAGCAGCAGCAAAAUCAACAACAGCAGCAACAGCAGCAACAACAGAAACAACAGCAACAACAACAACAGAAACAACAACAGCAGCAGCAAUGGCAACAACAGCAGCAACAAGAACAACAAGGAAGUGAGAAUGAUGAUAUCAAGACUCCCAUAAGAGAGGACUUUCCGGAGAAUGUUCUUAACACUCCCUCCCAACGGGAAAUCAAGGCUACGAAAGUUGUUCCCCAGCGUGCAGAAUUAACCUGGUCGAGUGAUGAAGAAGAUGACGGUAUGUCUAAUGCUAUAGAAGCAGUGAGAGGCGAACCUGGCCAGCCGUACAGCAAGGCAUCUGACAUCCCUAAGAAGAUAAACAAUGGAAUUAAACCAACAGGGGCUGUAAUUGCAGGUGAAUCAGUGAGCGUGGCAGCGGGUGCAGGGGCUAUAACAGCAACGAUUCCUAUGAUUUCCAAGUCCCAAUAUGACAAGGAGGAGUCCGAAUUGCAAGAGCAAAUCUCCGAAUUGAAGCAGAAAGUGGCAGAGUACGAUCAAAAGAAUCAGCAGUUAGAAGCCGAUGCUAAGCAGAAAGUGCUAGAGACCAGAAAAGAAGCCAGUAAUCAGGCUGAUAUUGCCACUGCUUUAAAAGACGAAUCCGCUAGGAAUGCAGAGCUUAGCAUCAUGUUAGAAAAGGCCGAACAGGCUAGGUCUCAGAUGGAGCAGGCCAACCAGGAAAGUCAUGAAAAGAUUGAUGAGUUGGAGAAAAAGGUGGCUGAUUUGUUAUCUGCUUCUAGAGAUAUUGACGAUGAAGAGAAUAACCAGUCUGAACGUGCUAAGCUACUAGAGGAUGAAGUGUCACAGCUAGAGAACAAAAACCUUCAGUUGAAAGAAUUUGAGCAGUCAUUCAAGGAUUUGCAACAGAAUCAUCAGAAACUUCAGAAGCAGCACGAGUCCUUGCAAAGGGACCAUGCCACUUUGAAGAAUACAAUGCAACUAUCUGUACCAUCUGUUGGAUCAUCUGCAGAGCCUGCCGACUGGCAGAAGAAAUACGAAAAACUCCGGUCAGAUCAGGUUUUGGAUUCUAUCCUGUCCAUGGAUACUUCAGAGAUGGAGAAUCUCUCUCAUUACUGCGAUGUAGAUGGUUCUGUUCCCUUGGAGGCUAUUGCAGACAUAUUUGCCAGCGUUGAGGGGCUACUAUCCUACGUUUCUGGAGAUGACAUUGUCACUGAAGGUCUUUUCCAUGGGGCAUCUGAGGUUGUCACGGCUGCGAAUAGUAUCAUCAAAGAAGCUGGCUCCACGGAUCCUACAUCUCCUGUUGGUGAAAAGACGCAACUCAUCAAGUCCGGUCUUUCGAAUUUGCUGACAUCUAUUCGGUAUUACGCGUUAUACAAAGAUGUAAUGCCAAAAUUGGUGAUUCAUGCUUCGAUCAAUGACGUCUAUUUUGCGGUGUGUGAUCUUGUGAGUUUAACAAGGAUCCAUGCCACUGGAGAUGGACUGAUUAACGCAAUCAAGAACAGUCGUUCUAGAGUGAGCAAGCAGCGUGGGAAGGAAGAGGAUCUAUUAAGGGAAUCCUCACUACAGGCUUCACCCAUGUCUGAUAUGAGGGGAUUACAACCAACUUCAAAACUUGACUACUAUGAUACUGGCGGCAGAGAUGAAAAUGAUGAAGACAAGAAUUUAAAAAUGGCCAUUGGUACGCCAAACUCUCUGCAUUAUAAUGAACCACCAAGGACACCAACGUAUGAGGAGACCAUAUCGCAAGUGAGACCAUUGAGAAUGGCACAAAAGCUCUCGUCAUCCCAGGAGAAUUUGACUUCAUCCAGUGAUAAUGAGGAAAAGGCUACGAGACCUCAUAAUUUCAGCAAUACGUUGAGUCCUAUCAUCGGUCCUAUUUCGGUGACAAAACCACACCAUGGAGAUAAGAAGGAGACCAAGGGAGAGUCUAAUAAGACUAAGAAGGAGACUCAAAAGCCAACUUCUCCUUACAAUACAUCAAAUGUGAGUGUGUCAUCAUUAGCUUCACGGUUCUCAGAGGAUGCGAGCAGCUCUCCAAAGAGCAUAAAGAAAGAUUUUGAAGGAAGUACAGGCAUCAGAAAGGAUAGUCAAGUAUUAAGCAAGCUCAAGAAGCAUUUCGAAGAGCCUUCAGAGGCAGAAAGGACGCCGAAACAAAACUCUGUGGGAGGCCCUUCGAGCACCUCUCCUUCACCUAUCAAGCUGCAUCACAAUAGUGGAGAUGUGGCGAAAGCGUUUAAUAAAUUUGGAGCGAAGAGAAGGAGUACAGAUAGUAUGAAAGAAGUUGAAGAGCAGCAGCAUACGGGCAAUUCAAUAGAUGAGAAAGUGAAGGAAAGUAGCGUGCAAAAAAAUGGUAAUUCGGAACCUACACAUGUUGAAUCCCUUGAGUCAGAUUCGAUGGAGUAUUUCAAGACUGCUGGUACGGCGAGCGGUGCAGGGCCUGAUGAUGGGGAGGUACCGGCCUCUGAGGAAAGUGCUGUAGACACUCUACGGCCCAAGCAAGAAAUUAUAGAAAACGAAGAGGCACAGCCUGCAGUGAUGGAUGGUGAAGAAGAAGAAGAGGAGGACUUUGUUUUUGAGAAUUUCAACACGCUAGAUCCGGACAACACUUUGAAAGAACUACUUUUAUAUUUAGAGCACCAAACGGUGGAAGUAAUUGCGGCUAUUCAGCAGUUACUCAAGUCAAUUAGAGAUCCAAAGGCUACUAGAGGGCUUUUGAGAAAUGCGGCAGAUCAGAUUAUCAGUGUGGUGAAACAGAUGUGCGAAGGUACUAAGACUUUGAUGAACCAAAGCCGGUACGCGGAUGCAAUGGGACAUGCCCGAUAUGUGGUUGAUGUUCUGGAUGAUUGCGUGACUCGGAUGGAUAAACUUUACGGGAAAAAUCUGAGUAAGGAUCGGGAUUACGCAGAUAAAGAUUUCAAGCAGAGAUCUGCAGGUAUAGCGUUUGACAUUGCCAGAAGUACUAAAGAGUUGGUGAAGACGGUGGAAGAGGGCAGUUUAAGGGACGAGAUCGCAGUAAUUGACUCGAGAUUAAAUGUGCCACAAGUCGCUUAG
Molecule: messenger RNA, 3639 nt
Organism: Brettanomyces nanus
Lineage: Eukaryota; Fungi; Ascomycota; Pichiomycetes; Pichiales; Pichiaceae
Exons: 2
Coding region: 1-3639 (1212 amino acids)
Molecular function (GO): MAP kinase scaffold activity
Source: RefSeq, a predicted model, not a curated record